Molecule: messenger RNA, 2781 nt
Organism: Zasmidium cellare ATCC 36951
Lineage: Eukaryota; Fungi; Ascomycota; Dothideomycetes; Mycosphaerellales; Mycosphaerellaceae
Exons: 3
Coding region: 1-2781 (926 amino acids)
Biological process (GO): regulation of DNA-templated transcription; DNA-templated transcription
Molecular function (GO): DNA binding; zinc ion binding; DNA-binding transcription factor activity, RNA polymerase II-specific
Source: RefSeq, a predicted model, not a curated record
AUGGAUAUCACUACUGCUCCUGGUGCACCCGGAGACGCUGCCGCCGAUACGAAACCCUCGACAUCCUCCAACGCCCGAGAGACGUCGUCUGCCAACGGCGCAGCCACCACCAACCCUGUCGCCGACACCCCCGCCAAGCCUCGACAGCGCAGUCGUCGGAAGCACAACGAGGAUGCGGACGACGCUGCGAAACGAAGAUGUGUGUCGACGGCGUGUAUAGCUUGCAGGAAACGCAAGAGCAAAUGCGAUGGCAACACGCCGGCAUGCGCGGCUUGCAAGCAGGUGUACCGUACCGAAUGCAUCUACGACCCGAACUCCGACCACCGCCGCAAAGGCGUAUACAAGAACGAUAUCGACAAUCUAAAGACCCGCAAUUCGACCCUCCAAACCCUCAUCCAAGCCAUCCUCAACUACCCUGAAGACGAUGUGCCGGCGCUGAUAAGAGAGAUACGGACAUGUGAGAGCUUGGAUGCGGUGGCAGAAAAGAUUGCGGCAAAGGACAAUGGAUUGGCUGAGGUGGAUGAAGACGACGACGAUGCCUCGCCAGGUGCAGAGCCAUCUAGCCAUGGCGCGCCGUCGUUUGAAUCACACUUGUUUGGAAAGAUGGGAGACCUGCGGCUGGACUCGGGUUCUGUGAGGUACAUUGGUGGGACGUCCAAUCUGAUACAUCUGGCGCAGGAUGAGGAGGACAACUCCAACACGGAUGACUAUCACCAGCAAGAGGAUGCGGUUACCUCGUGGACAAAUGUCACCAAUGAUGGAGAGCUGGUGGUCCAUCUCCUCAACAUGUACUUCACCUGGCAUUACCCCUUCUUUACGACGUUGUCGAGACAGCUGUUCUAUCGCGAUUUCAUGCUAGGCCGGCCACCGCCGCAUACAAGACGAAAGACUCACUACUGCACGCCGUUGCUGGUCAAUGCAAUGCUGGCGCUGGGAUGCCAUUUCACUUCACACGGCGGAGCUCGUGAUAAUCCGGAUGACUCUGCAACUGCUGGCGAUCACUUCUUUCGAGAAGCGAAACGACUUAUCAUGGAGAAUGAUGAACACGAGAAACCUCACCUCACCACAGUGCAGGCUUUGGCGUUGAUGUCAGUACGAGAAGCUGGCUGUGGCAGGGAAGCAAGAGGCUGGGUCUACAGUGGGAUGUCUUUCCGCAUGGCUUGCGACAUGGGCUUGAAUCUUGACUCCAGCCAGCUAACCUCCAACAAGUUUGUCAGUGGUGAUGAGAACGAAGAAGAUGUGAGGAAGAUCACUUUCUGGGGCUGCUAUCUGUUCGACAAAUGCUGGUCCAACUAUCUCGGCCGGAUACCGCAGCUCCCAUCAUCCAUCGUGACAGUUUCCAAAUAUGAAGUCUUCCCGGAUGAGGACUCUUCACAGUGGAGUCCAUACACUGACUCCGGCUUCACUCAAGCACAUGCUCAGCCUGCGCGGACGAGAGCAGUGGCAUUGCAGAUAUCGAAGCUGUGCGAGAUCAGCAACGACCUGAUGAAGCAUUUCUACGACCCGACGGAUAUGGACAAGACUAAGGGCAAAGCAGUCGAACUCAAGAAGCUCUCAGACAUUCAUACACGGCUUGAGGGCUGGCGACGAGAUUUGCCCAAAGAACUCGAGCCAAAGGAAGGCAUUCUCGCUAGUGUUUUGGUGAUGCACAUGUUCUUUCAGCUUUUGUUCAUCCACCUCUUCCGGCCUUUCCUGAAGUACACCCAAGCGACAUCACCUUUACCAAAUACAGUCAGCCCUCGCAAGCUCUGCACACAAGCUGCCGCGAUGAUAUCGAAGCUCAUGCGCCUAUACAAGCGCUCGCACGGUCUGCGUCAAAUACCCAACGUCGCAGUGUACAUCACGCAUUCGGCAUGUACGAUCCACUUGCUGAACUUGCCGGACAAGAACGCCAAGAGAGAUAUCGUCCACGGCCUGAAGCAUCUCGAGGAGAUUGCCGAAGGCUGGCUUUGCGCUCGACGCACCCUUGCAAUCCUCAGCGUCUUGGCCAACAAGUGGAAAGUCGAGCUACCUGAAGAUGCGGCUGCUGUACUUGCCAGGACUGACGCAAAGUUCGGCUCUUAUGGCGCCGAGCUUCAGUCUCCUUCCCAGAGACGGGCCUCCGAGAUCUUCGUGCCGCCUCCGACAUCGAGCCCUCAGCACCAGCAACAACAACCACAAUGGCAGCAGCCCCAAAUGGCAGCAGCCAAUGCGUACUUUAGACCGCGGCCGAAUGUGGCGGCAGCGAGCACAGGAGCUGCGGUACGAUCCAACAGCGGCAGCUACAAGUCGCCUCCCCAAGAUGCAUCAGGCUUACUAGCACAGCAGUAUCCGUCCGCGACCACGACACCUGCGACUCCUCAGAUGACUUGGCAGCAGCGUAUACAGGCGGGAGGCAGCCCAAGUGAAAUGUUUGGCGGUGUCGAACAGCUCAUACGCGAUAGCUCGGACUGGGCGUUUCGUGAUCAGGCGCAGCUUGCGACUGGUUUUGAGAAUUGGGAUUCGGUCGCAAUGGAUCCAUCAGCAUGGACGACGACAAGCCCCACGAAUGGCAGUAUCAAUUUACCCGUCAAUGGCGGUGGUCCUGUGGGUGGUGCUGUGAUGGGCCAGCCGAAUGGAAAUGUCGCGGUGCAACAAGCAACAACCAUGACAAUGCCGCCAAACCCCAACAUGGCAUACGCGCAGACGACACAGGCACAGAACAACGGCCACGACGGCAUGGGAAUGGUGAAUUGGCUGAACAGCAUGAACACCUACAACAGCAUGGCGGCGUCGUAUAACGAAGAUGAAUGGUAUCAAUGA